AUGGAGCAAAAACAUAAAGACAUUAUCAAGGCAAACUACUCAACUCUUGUAAAGAACAUGAUGUCUACCCAUGUUGCUGGACAUCUUUUUGCUUCGGGAAUUAUUACAGGUGAAAUGAGACAACAGAUAGAGGCUGAGAAAACUAGUUAUGAUCGCAACAGAAAGUUGAUCAGCAUCAUCUUACGUCGAGGAAAAAGAGCUUUUACAGGACUUAAAGUUGCAUUGAUGAAAGCUGACCAAAACGAACUCUCCAAAGUUUUGAUUGGUGAAGACAGUACAAUGACCGAAUACGAGAAGAAGCUAGCCACAGCCCGAUCUUUGGUUGUGAACAUGACGGAAAAACCAAAUUUAAGCAAAGAAUCGAAGAAUAAACUCAACAAACGCCAACAGCCGCAAGAGCCACGAUGUCGGUUUAACCUGGAUGACUUUAAUGACCUUUCUCUGACCGUUACGCCUUUCAAAGGAAAUAUCAAUAUUCAUAUUCGCCAUUUUACAGUGUCCAAUGGUCGUUUUUUUCCAACCAAGAAAGGGGUUACAUUUCCUCUUGCCCGAUGGCUGAAAUUUGAGUCACUUCUACCAGAAAUAGCAAGUUACCUACAAAACACCAACAGAGAUGGAGAAAUGAAAUGGCAUAUUGGUGGGGGUGUUUACGUAUCCCUAAAUCCUAUUUAUUCCACAGUGGACAUAAGACACUUUUGGAAACCAGUCGACGCACAGGAACCAAUACCAACCAAGAAAGGCGUUACUCUAAACAUACAUAAGCUGAUCAAACUAUUAGAAGUUGUUGAUGAAAUGAAAGAAUAUGUUCCCAAGCUUAAUGACGUAGAACUGUGUAUGUUGAGUGAUUCACAUCAAAACCAACUUGGUAUGCUAAGUUGUCCGGAGUGUACUCCCUUUGGAUUCGAAUCCCAGGUUGACAAUGUAUCCCUAGAAUGCAACGUCGAUGAUGUACAAGACUUACAAAUAAUCGAAAAUGACAUUGAAUAA
Messenger RNA from Saccostrea echinata, 987 nucleotides. RefSeq lists its product as uncharacterized. Gene Ontology annotation, molecular function: DNA binding; death domain binding; protease binding. The coding region runs from base 1 to 987 and encodes 328 amino acids. The transcript has a single exon. Gene Ontology annotation, biological process: regulation of apoptotic process; regulation of DNA-templated transcription. The record is from RefSeq and is a predicted model, not a curated record. NCBI's taxonomy places the organism in Eukaryota, Metazoa, Mollusca, Bivalvia, Ostreida, Ostreidae.